AUGGAGGUCGACCGCACCCGCACCCGGCGGGAGAGGACAUUUAUCGGCAGCGAAUGCGCCGUCUGCGAGGAACCCUUGGAACAUACGCUACGAGGCGAGCGCAUCCUGCAACUAGCCUGCUCACAUGUCUCCCACGAGGCGUGCUUCUACGAAUUUCUCAGAGAAUGCGACGGACAAUACUGCCCCACCUGCGAUGCGCCGUUGGCCUUGGACACGAGUCGCGGGGGCAAUGUUUUGGAUAUAGGUAGGAUGUUCCCACCCAGUUUCAGAAUCGACCAGGGACUGACGAGAUCGGCAGAAAAAAUCAGUAAUAUCGUGCGGUCUGUGACGGGGAGUGACAGCGCGACCAUGCGGAGUGGCCUGACCACGCCAACGCCGUGGGAGCAACAGUCCACCCGACGAGCACCGAGCGACGCGGGCAGUCGCUACACGGCCCCGCGAGAACCAUCCUAUAACCCAUCGGCAAGAGAGCCAUCCUAUAACCCAUCGGCCAGAGAGCCAUCGUACAAUCCCUCCAGAGAUCCGUCGUACACCCGACGCGACAGCCGCGACACUGGCCGCGACACCGGCCGCGAAACCAGCAGCCAGCGCGAUCGCGUGGAACGAUUGACCGUCGCCUCGAAUCCUCGUCAACCACACUCGCGCAAUGGCAGUGCGGCCGGCUCCUCCGGCGAAUACACGGAUGGCCAGCACACCAGCAGUGGGCGACGCCAUGACUAUGAUGUGCAGGCAAUGGAAUCCGAAGUCAGUGCACGCCCCGGAGUCGCCAAGAACCCGAUCCCCCCGCCGAUUGUGACCGUCCGUAGCGAGUUCCCAACCAUGAACCGAUCCCGGCAACAACAGACCCUCACGUGCUUAAUCACGGUGGAGGUGCCAGAGGCGAAUUGGCGUCCUGAUGUAGAAGAUCUGCGGCAUACGCCAUCCGGCCAGUCACAGCCGGAUGAGCCAUAUCAGGGACGGUACGGGGGACAAGAUGCUCGCUCGAUCCAGCAUGAACCGAUGGAGAACUUGGAUGAGGUUGCGGAAGAAUUGCGCACGCGCGUGGACAAUUGGCAUGGGCUAGAGUUCCCUCGAUUUGGCAAGUUGCGCCUCCAUGGACAUAUGCGCGUGGGCAAGGACCGGGAUUCCUGGCAGGAGUUGGAGUGCUACUUAUUUGGGGAGAUGCUUAUCUGUGUGAAGGAGAAGAAAUCAUCCGAUCCAAAUCAGUUUGACGACAGUGGACGACGCAAGCCUGUCCGCUGUACCCUCAAGGGGUCGAUUCUGAUCAAGAAGCAUCUCAAGUCAAUUGAGGCUUCCUCCGAUGAGCCCGUUCUCGCUUUGAACCUUUCCGUCAGCGAAUUACCCUGUUUCUACCUGCGUUUCCAGAGUCGCAACCAAUUGGAGAUGUGGCGCCGUUCUUUGAUCGACUUGCACCCCGUUGAAAACAUCUCGCGCCAGAAUGACUAUGACUAUGACAACUCUGGGGAGGAGGAAGACUACCGUACCAACCGCAUCCAGCGACAAGCUUCUAUCAACUCAUCCUACGGUGCAUCCAAGUCCAACAAUACCGCCAUCACGGAUUACAGUAACUCGGAAAGUCCUCCUAUCAACACUGUUCACAUUCCUCUUGAUAUUGUUGUGGUCAUUCCCGUGUCUUCGUCCAUGCAAGGCUUGAAGAUCACACUCUUGCGCGAUGCUCUUAAGUUCCUCGUUCAGAACCUCGGACCCCGGGACCGUAUGGGACUUGUGACAUUUGGCUCAAGCGGCGGUGGUGUGCCUCUAGUGGGCAUGACUACCAAGUCGUGGUCUGGAUGGCCCAAGAUCCUCGAAUCGAUCCGGCCAGUUGGCCAAAAGAGUCUGCGCGCAGAUGUCGUCGAAGGUGCCAAUGUGGCCAUGGAUCUUCUGAUGCAGCGCAAGUUCAAUAACCCCGUCUCUACCAUUCUCCUUAUCAGCGACUCCUCCAUUUCAGACCCCGAAAGUGUCGACUUUGUCGUAUCUCGUGCAGAGGCCGCCAAGGUCAACAUUCACUCCUUCGGCCUCGGUCUAACGCACAAGCCGGACACGAUGAUCGAGCUUUCCACCCGCACCAAAGGCUCUUACCUGUAUGUGAAGGACUGGAUGAUGCUUCGAGAAUGCACCGCCGGAUGUCUAGGCGCCUUGCAAACAACUUCCCAUCAAAACGUCAAGCUGAAGCUCCGCCUACCAGAAGGGUCCCCCGCCAAGUUUGUCAAGAUCAGCGGUGCUCUCCACACCACGAAACGUGCGACUGGCAAAGAUGCCGAGGCAGCACUUGGGGACCUCCGAUUCGGCGACAAGCGUGAUGUCCUGGUCCAGCUCGUCAUUCAACCCGACAACGCCACCCAGGAUAGCAUGCCCCAGGAUCCGUGGGAAAGCUUAGUCUCCGGGCUGGAAGCCCUCGGCGGCGGUCCAGACGGCGAUGAGCAGCGCGUGGCCAGCGUGGAAGAGGUCCCUCUCAUCCAAGCUGAUCUCACCUACGGCGAUCUCCUCCGUGACGGCCACCUCACUCACUCCCCUCGUCCCUCGCUCCUCGCAAUCACCAUGCUCCCUCAGAACCCGCGAGCCAAGGGCGGGCGCCCUUCCACCCCGCCCAUUCCACCCCAUCCCUCGAUUGUGCAGCGCCGCAUGGAACUCCUUACCUCCGAUAUGCUGACUCGUGCCCUAACGCUGGUCUCCCGAGGCCAGCACGACCGUGCCAUGCAUCUGCUCAACGAAACCCGCAGUAUUCUCAAAGGUCUAGGCAAGGGUGGCCUACCACCGCUGCCGCCAGGAGCUUCUCGUCCUUCCGGCAGUGACGCCGGCAGCCGCGGCGAUACCCCGAUCUCAUCCUCCCCCAAGUCAUCGACUUUUGGCGAGACUCAUUCCUUGGCAUCCGAGACAAAUACAGUCACUCCCACCUCAUCUGUCGACAGCCAUACCAUGACUGCCCUCAACGCAGACCUUGAAUCUUCCCUUGAGUGGAUCAACCACCCGGCUGUAUUUGGUCGUGAUUCCCGCAAGGCCGUGCUGCAGAGUAUCGGCGUCAUUUCCUCACAGCGUGCUUACACCUUCCGCACACCUUCCGAAGCACACUGGGCCCAGCGAGUCUCGGGUGUCCGUCGGUUGACCGAGCGGUCCCAAGACUGGCGUGAGACCGGCGAUGACGCUCUCACUGAGGAGUGA
This is a messenger RNA of Penicillium nucicola, 3159 nucleotides long. RefSeq names its product VWA and PH domain-containing RING finger protein. NCBI's taxonomy places the organism in Eukaryota, Fungi, Ascomycota, Eurotiomycetes, Eurotiales, Aspergillaceae. The transcript has a single exon. Bases 1 to 3159 code for a protein of 1052 amino acids. The record is from RefSeq and is a predicted model, not a curated record.